AUGACCUACACACAACAACCCCCCGCCAACAACGCCAUGACGGCGGUCGUCGAGCAGCCCGAGCCCGCCCACGUCUCGGUUGGCACGAAGCCAGGCGAUAUCGAGAUGGCGCAGCCUGGUGUUGCGCAGCCUAUGGACCCCAUGCGCCCCCACGACGACUCCUCCAUCGGUCUCCGCGGCGGAGAUCGCGGCGGCAUGUGUCCCGGCCGCUUUUGCUUCUGCAUUCCGUGCCCGAUACCGUGCGAUUGCUGCUUUAUUCCUCUCUAA
Molecule: messenger RNA, 267 nt
Organism: Sordaria macrospora k-hell
Lineage: Eukaryota; Fungi; Ascomycota; Sordariomycetes; Sordariales; Sordariaceae
Source: RefSeq, a predicted model, not a curated record